AUUGUUUGUCUUCUAGACUAUUGAAUUGUUGCUUAAUUUUCAAUUGAGUAUGCGUUAGGUAGUUUUUCUCUUUAUAAGAGUUGGGACUUAGCCCUGAUAAUUUUUCUUUUGAAUGAACGGAAGUCUAUGUUUAUUUCUCAAAAAGUAAUGCUAUUUUUUUGUUCCACCAUGCUAGGUUAUCUUUUUUUGGUGAGAAAGUAAGAUUUCGUGUCCUGAUGUGUCACGGAAAUAUCUAUAUCUAGUAAUUCAGUUAGGACUUAAUUAGAUAUUCUUGUAGGAAUUGGAUAUGUUGACCUGUCGAAAUUCCAUCCUGCAAUUUAACUAAAAACAUCAACUGAGUCAUGGCCGUACGAAAUCUGAUGCUAAAUUCAGCCCAAUCCUAGCGGAUUGCGGGGCGAGGGUUCUGGCACCCAAUCCCCUGCCCUGAAGCGCCAAAAGCCCAAAACCCUUCUCUCCCUCUUUCUCUCCUCUCUUUCCCGUCGCCACCACCACCUCGGGUGUUUCUCUGCGAACAAAACACGAACGCCGUCGCCAUAUAAAGAAGUAAAUGAUGCCUGGCCUCGAUGCCGAGAGGAACCCUAGAAUUCUUCGCCCGGCUGCGAAGGACCUCCCGCUUCCCCUCCCCUAUCGACUGCAACAUCCGCCUCCACCGCCUCGUCCGCGCCGCCCUCGGCGACCUCGCCCUCAAGAUCCUCGCCGACCUCACCUCCCGCGGCUUCCGCCCCCAUACCUCCUCCAUCAACGCCGCCGUCUCCCUCCUCUCCAAGCUCGGCAGCCCCCGCUCCGCCGAGCGCCUCGCUGCCGCCGCCUUCUCGGCCCUCGGCUGCCCGCCCGACAUCUUCACCUUCAACUCCAUCAUCGACGGCUACUGCCGCGCCGGCGAUCUCCACCACUCCGCCCGCAUCAUGAACGGGAUGGCGUCUGCUGCCCCCCGCCCCGACAUCGUCACGUACAACGCCAUAAUUAGCUCUUUCGGCAAGCAUCGGAUGCCCCGAUUGGCUCUCGGUUAUCUGGGCUCAUUGUGGAAGCGCCACUCGCCGAAUGUGGUCACUUAUAGCAUACUCGUCGACAUGUUCUGCAAGCGGGGGGAAUUGGAAAUGGGGCGGGCGGCGUUGAACGAUAUGGAAGUCUCGGGGAUUUCGCCAAAUUUGGUGACUUUCACCUGUUUGAUCGAUGGGUAUUGCAAGAAUGAUCGGUUGGAUGCGGCAUUGGAGUUGUAUGAUCGAAUGUCAGAGCUCUCGUUGUUGCCAAAUGUGUUUACUCACAAUGCGCUCAUCGAUGGUCUCUGCAAGGUGGGCUUGUUGGAGCGAGCUGAGCAAGUGUUCGAUGGGAUGCAUAAAUUUGGGGUGGAGGCCAAUGCGGUGGUCUAUACUUCGUUGAUAGAUGGGUACUUCAAGAAAGGGGAUUUGGAUGCAGCAAUGAGGUAUUUGAGUAGAAUGCGUGAGAAUGGAGUCAGGCUUGAUGUGAAGGGUUAUGGAGUGGUUAUAUGGGGACUUUGUAGUAAUGGCCGGUUGGGUCAAGCUUUAGAGAUGAGGAAAGAGAUGGAGGGUAGGGGUUUAGUUCUGGAUAAGUUUAUCUUGACCACUCUAAUGCAUGCUCAUUUCAAAGCCGGGGAUUUGAAGAAGGGGUUGGAAUUGCAUGAAGACAUGUUGAGGAAAGGCUUUGAGUCUGAUGUGGUUACCAUUUCGGCGGUGAUGGAUGGGCUUUGCAAGCAUGGGCUUGUGAAGGAGGCAAAGAAGUAUUUUGCAAAGGCUAAAGAAGCUAAUGAGGUUUUGUAUACUGUGCUUAUUGAUGGGCUGUGCAAAAAAGGGGAAAUGAAUGAUGCCAAGAAAGUCUUUGUUGAAAUGUCAGAAGCUGGUUUAGCUCCAGACAAAUUCAGUUGCACGUCACAGAUUGCUGCGCUCUGCAGAGAAGGGCAUACAGUGGAAGCACUUAGGCUAAAGAAUUUGAUGCUUCAAAAGUGUAUAGAACCCGACCUGCUUACUUUUAGCUCACUUAUCUGGGGUUUGGCAUCUAAAGGGCUUAUGAUUGAAGCAAGGCAGGUUUUUGAUGAUAUGGUGCAAAGGGGCAUUACUCCGGACUUGGUGGUGUAUGAUAUUUUGAUUAGAGGCUACCUCAAGAGGAACGAUAUGGUUGCAAUUUCUAGCUUGGAAGAAGAUAUGAAGAAAAGGGGGCUAAUCAAGGAAGAGCUGCCACUGUUUAUGGAGAAUGUCUACAUCAGAUGGCCUCAGGUGGUGCUUGUUAAAGCAAAUGUGCUCUCUGAAUUUGGAACCUUAGUCUCUACAGCUGCUGGAAAAUGUUCCCCUCUGGGUUACCAAUGCUACCAAUGCUCAUAUAGUCUCCCCGCUUUUGGGUGCAAUGACAUUUCAGGUUACCGCAUCAAUGUUUCAGGUCUCUGUAGAAGCAAAAAGAGAGCCUUGUCCAUGUUCCAUGCAAGACGAGCCUUCAUCCUCCCACCCUCCUCUUCCUCUCCCUCCUUCUCCACCCAACGCGACAUCCUCUUAGCCGCCUCCCUCUCCAACACUUUCUCCCGCUCCUCGGGCCCCGCUGCCCUCGACCCCUCCUCCCUCCCAUCCCCACUCCCGGACUCCGCCGUCCUCCACCUCCUCCGCCACCCCUCCCUUCCCCCCGCCGCCAAGCUCGCCUUCUUCCAAUGGGCCGCCUCCUCUCUCCCCUCUUUCUCCCCCUCCCCCGCUGUCUUCUCCGCCCUCCUCCGCUCCCUCCUCCGCUCCCCGGGCCCCCACCUCGACCAUCUCCGCCCCAUCCUCCGCCUCGCCUCCUCCUCCCCCGCUGGCGCCGCCGCCCUCGACCCCCACACCUUCCGUUCCCUCCUCGACGCCCUCCUCCGCGCCGGCCGCUUCGACUCCGCCAUCGCCGCCCUCGACGACGCCGAGGAGCUCGCCGGCCCUGCCUUCCUUACGCCCUCCACCUACGGCUCCAUCAUCCGCGCCCUCCUCCAAAAAUCCCAGCUUGGCCUCGCCCUCUCCAUGUUCCGCAAGCUCCUCGCGGAGGACUCCUUCGGCCCCGACGUCCUCUCCUGCAACGAACUGCUUGUUGCCUUGAGGAAGGCCGACAUGAGGGAUGAGUUCCGAUGGGUGUUCGACGAAUUGUCCCAAAGGAAUUUCCUUUUUGACACCUGGAGCUAUAACAUCUGCAUCCAUGCCUAUGGGACCUGGGGCCAGCUGGAUCUUGCUCUCGGACUCUUCAAGGAGAUGAAAUCAAAAGGCCCACGAGCAGCCCCCGAUCUCUGUACCUAUAACUCGCUGAUCCUUGCACUCUGUCUGGCGGGGAAGGUGCAUGAUGCAUUGGCUGCCUACGAGGAGAUGAAGGGGUCUGGGCAUGAGCCCGAUCGGUACACAUACCAGACUCUGAUCCAGGGGUGCUGCAAAGCCUACCGUGUCGACGAAGCCAUUAGAGUUUUCAGAGAGAUGGAGUAUAACAAUGUUCGGGCCGAGACAGUAGUCUACAACACUCUUCUUGAUGGGCUUCUAAAGGUUCGGAAGCUCGCCGAUGCUUGCCGGCUCUUUGAGAAGAUGGUCUCAGAUGGUGUCCGGGCCUCAUGCUACUCUUACAACAUCUUGAUUGAUGGAUUAUUUAAGAAUGGGCGGCCUGCUGCAGGCUUCGCACUCUUUAGUGAGUUGAAGAAGAAAGGGCAGUUUGUCGAUGCCGUCACGUAUGGCAUCGUCAUUUCGCAUUUGUGCCGGGAGAACCGGGUGGUGGAGGCACUUGAACUGGUGAAGGAGAUGGAGGAAAGAGGAUUGGUUGUGGAUUUGGCCACAAUAACGUCUCUGUUGAUUGGAUUGCAUAGGAAUGGGAAAUGGGAUUCAGCAGAACAGCUUAUGAGGUAUUUGAGGGAUAAUGCUCUGUUGCCGAGCAUCCUUAGGUGGAAAGCAAACAUGGAAGCAUCGAUGAGAGGUCCUCAAGACAGGUGGACGGACUAUGCACCUAUGUUUCCAUCUGUUGGGAAAUUAAGUGAUAUCAUGAGUUGGAUUAAUCCAACAGAAGAGAAGGAUACCCAUGACACUAGUUCCGAUAGCGAAUCGAAAGACAAGUGGUCUUCCUCACCAUACCUGGACCGUCUGGCUGACAAGUUUGAGUCCUUCUCUGGUAAUUCUCCCAUGUUCAGAGUAAGUAGAGGGCAGAGGGUGCAGGAGAAGGGGAUUAAGUCUUUUGACAUAGAUAUGGUCAAUACAUACUUGUCAAUUUUUCUAGCCAAGGGAAAGCUGAGCAUGGCUUGCAAAUUGUUUGAGAUCUUCAAUUCGUUGGGAAGGGAGCCUGUGAGCUAUACCUAUAAUUCAUUGAUGAGUUCAUUUGUCAAGAAGGGUUAUUUGAAAGAGGCAUGGGGGAUUCUUCAGGAGAUGGGAGCUAAGCUAUGUCCUGCUGACAUUGCAACCUAUAAUGUAAUUAUUCAAGGAUUGGGGAAGAUGGGGAAGGCAGAAGUUGCAAGCUCGGUUCUUGAUCAAUUGUUGAAGAUGGGAGGAUAUCUUGACAUCGUUAUGUAUAACACUUUGAUUAAUGCAUUGGGGAAGGCAGGAAGGAUUAGUGAAGCAAAUGAGUUGUUCAAGCAGAUGGUUGGGAGUGGCAUCAAUCCAGAUGUCAUUACUUUCAAUACACUCAUUGAGGUGCAUGCCAAGGCAGGAAGGGUGAAAGAGGCUUACAAGUUUUUGAGGAGAAUGUUGGCCGCAGGCUGCUCUCCUAACCAUGUAACGGACACAAUUCUAGAUUUCCUUGAGAAGGAGAUUGAGAGAUUGAGGUACGAAAAGGCAUCGAUGAAACAUGAUGCUGAGGAACUUGAUGUGGAUCCUUUAGUGUGAUGAAAGCAAAAAACCUCACAUUCCUCUCGGAUUGAAGUCAUGUUGACUGGAAAUUAGAUAUCUUCAUCUGGAGUGGUUUAAGUUCACAUGUUUUCUGGAAGACAGACAUCCAAGGCAGGCGAAUUGCUGGCAUUCUCUGAUGGACUGGUUAAAGGACUCCAGCAUAAUUGAUUUAAUAUGGCAAACCACAGUAUCAAGGCCCUAAAAACCUUCAUUGCUGAUGAGACCACAAUGUUUGGAUUUCGGUGGAGUCAGUUGCAUGCACAAAUCCGCCAUAAGAUAGCAAGAGCUUUGGUAGCAAUCCGAAAAAUAAGAGAAGCUUUCUAUGGUUGAUGUUGAUAAGUUAUUUGCAAGCAUUACCUUCAUCACAUAAAGGCAGUCUGAAGUAUUAUAGUCUCUACAUCAAUUUGUCUUAGAGAGUAUGAUAUUUGAGAGAUGUAGGCCUCUUCAAUUCAUUGAUUCUGUCUGUAUAUUUUAUGCUUCUUAAUAACUAAAAGGAGAACUAAGACCUGCUAAGAUGGGAAAGGAUGUAGAUCCCUCAUAAUUUUCCUCCAGAUCUUUCAAAGUACUUCCCCAAAAGCUGUAGUUAAAUUUUAUGCUCAUUUCAUAUUAUGCUCAAUCGCAUUCCUUGAGAGUAUUCAACCUCUCUCUCAUCUUUGUAUAGAAAACCACUCUUGCUUCUGAUGGUUCUUCCUUAUAAUUUUGUUCUAACGAAUUUCUUUUUCCUUUUUGUGGGAGAUAAUUGUUGUUUUUUCUGGCAGUUUAUUUGUCGAACGCGUAGCCUUGUUUGUCAAGGUUAGUCAUAUGGAGUUCGCCGUAGCCGCUGAUGCACUGUCUCAUGCUGAGAAACUGAACAGCCAUGGUCAUCGAGUGAAGAAAUCAGAGAACUCAUUUUUGGAAAAAAAUGAGCUAAUUUUUAGUUGACAAGAGCAAAGAUAUGGAAUGAUCUGGAUAUAACUACAGUUGGAACUGAACCAUCAUCUUCUGUAGUUGGUUUAAUGGUUCCUAGUGGAGGAUUAAUACUUUCACUUGAUAGGUCAUACGAGAAUUUUAUCAGGAUUGAAUUUUACUUGUUAAGAUGACCUUAUUGGAUCCAUAUGGAUCAGUCAUACUUUGCUAGUCUUGUACAUGACUCAUUCAGUCAAUCA
Molecule: messenger RNA, 5962 nt
Organism: Phoenix dactylifera (date palm)
Lineage: Eukaryota; Viridiplantae; Streptophyta; Magnoliopsida; Arecales; Arecaceae
Source: RefSeq, a predicted model, not a curated record